AUGGCUUUCAUGCGCUCGUCGUCCUCAUCCAUGGCUCUGGCUCUGCUGCCGCUACUGGUGGCAGCCGCAUUUUUCAUCCCCUCCAUGGCUUCAUCAGCUUCAGGUACCCUCGAUCAUGGCUUGGAUGGCGAGGCACUGCUGAUGCUGGGGAGGUUCCAUGGGUGGAUGGCGGCGCACGGUCGGUCGUACGCCACCGUGGAGGAGAAGCUGCGCCGGUUCGAGGUGUACCGGAGCAACAUGGGAGUCGGAGGAGACGACGGUGAUCACAACUCGCGCUGGCCCCGUCCACGAGGGCACCGCCGCCGUCGAAGAGCCACCUCGCGUCGUACCAACCUCAACCUGACGGCGGCGGUGCCUCCGAGCGUCGAUUGGAGGGAGAAAGGCGUCGUCACAGCAGCCAAGUAUCAAGGGGAUUCCUGUUCGUCUUGCUGGGCGUUCAUGUCGGUGGCGACGAUGGAGAGCGCGCAUGCGAUCAGCACCGGUGGAUCGCCGCCGGUGCUGUCGGAGCAGCAGCUGGUGGACUGUCGGAUUAACGGCUGCGGCAACAGUUGGAUGGACAAGGCCUUCGAGUGGGUGAUUCAGAACGGUGGCAUCACCACGGAGGCGGCCUACCCCUACACCGGCAAGGUGGGCACGUGCCAAAGGGCCAAGCCGGUCGCGGUCAGGCUCAGAGGCUACAAGAAGGUUACACCGUCUGGCAACGAGGCGGCACUGAUGGCGGCCGUGGCGCAGCAGCCCGUCGCCGCAUCCUUCGACUACAGUGACCCCUGCUUCCAGCACUACAUCCGCGGCGUGUACAACGCCGGUUGCUCCAGGUCCGGCGUCUACACCAAAGGGGCGUGCGGGACAACGCAGAACCACGCGCUGGCCCUCGUCGGGUACGGGACCAAGCCUGACGGGACCAAGUACUGGAUCGGCAAGAACUCGUGGACUGACCAGUGGGGCGACAAAGGCUUCGUCUAUUUCCUUAGGGACUCGCCACCCUUGGGCUUGUGCGGCAUUGCCAAGUACCCGCUUUACCCUAUCAUCUGA
Molecule: messenger RNA, 1032 nt
Organism: Triticum turgidum subsp. durum (durum wheat)
Lineage: Eukaryota; Viridiplantae; Streptophyta; Magnoliopsida; Poales; Poaceae
Source: the annotation of a GenBank genome assembly